AUGGCAUCUUCGCCAGGGACACAGGAAAAACACGGUCUUUUCCCACUCUAUAGUCCAAAGAGUCACGGUCGCGGGGCGCAAGAUAUUUAUGUCGAUAUUGUGGCAAUCCACGGUCUUGGCGGAGACGCUUUCAAAACAUGGACCGAUCAUGGCGGCCAUCUCUGGCUGCGGGACUCACUGCCGCAGCACAUCCCCCAAGCCCGGAUCAUGACAUAUGGAUACGACUCCGCUGUGGUUUUUGCAAAGUCGAAAAUGGGGGUUAGCGACUUCGCCGCCGACCUGCUGAAUCGACUUCGUCUUGCUCGUAUGCAACGCCACGAACAGUCACGGCCCUUCAUCGCCAUCUGCCACAGCCUGGGCGGCGUGGUGUUCAAAGAGAUGCUCAUCCAGGCCACCCUUAACUCCGAGGAGCAUGGGAACAUUGCGCAGCAUAUCAAAGGCGUCGUAUUCUUGGGUACUCCACAUCGUGGCUCAAGAUCAGCAUCUCAUGCCCAGUUGAUAUCACGCAUCAUCAACAUGGCGAGUCUGGGCCGCGGUGUCCGCACUGAACUCCUCCGGACCUUGGAGAUAUCCUCUGGAGAGCUAGAGACCAUCUCAAGGCAUGCAGUCCAGCUCUUGAGCAAGUUUCCCAUUGUAUCCUUCUAUGAGAGGAAACCCCUCGGACCGAGUCUGAUAGUCGAGUCCUUUUCUGCAAUUCUCGGCCUGCCCAACGAACGCUCCGUGCCCAUCAAUGCCGACCAUCGGAAGAUGGCUCGAGUCUCCCCUCGAAAGGAAAACCGGUAUCUUCCCGUCUGGGCAGCGGUAAAGGAGCUAGCUGAAGUUAAAGCUCCCGAACAACCUCAACCAAGUCCCGACAUGGACUGGGGUUAUUAUGGCAACAGUGAGCUUCUCGGUCGACUCUUCUGCGUCGACUACACAAAUGCACAGUUGCGUUCCGCUCAGGCCCACGAGGGGACCUGCGACUGGAUAUUCCAUGAUCCCACCUAUCUCUCGUGGGUAAACUCCAUGGGCUCACGAAUUCUCUUAUUCUCCGGGGGUCCCGGCACGGGAAAGAGCGUCAUGACGCGAUUCCUCGUCGAGACUGUGUUAUCGGGCAGCGACCAGUCUGGGUUUGCCUUGGGCUACCAGGGCAUUAGCUUCUUUUGUUCAUACCUGGAUGUCCUCCAAACUGGCGCGGAAACAGUCCUUCGGUCGCUCCUUCACCAACUGCUUCAAGUCAACCCUCGCGCUGAAGCCCUAGUCAAGAACCGGCUUCAAAGGCGGACCCCAUACGGUUUGUCCUACUCUUUCGACAAAGAGCGUCUUUGGGGCGCCCUCCGAGAAGUGCUUGCUAUGGACACUAUGGGUCGCACUUUUAUUGCCAUCGAUGCCCUAGAAGAGUUAGGACCAACCGUAGCUGUCUCUAUCCUCGGUGGGUUAUGGGAGAUCAUGACAUAUCUGGCAAAAGAGCGACCGCGUCACCGGGUCCGCGUCUUCGCUUCGAGCCGGCAUAACCCAACCUACGCCUCUACCGUUCCCUCUCUCAGCGUGUUGAGGGUUCCUCUACAAAAGGUUUCGCAGGGCAUCAAAAUCUAUCUCCAAGAUAAUGUCGACCGGCUGGCGGCCACCAAUACAGGGUUCAACGCCAGCGCCGACCAGGCCACUCGCUUCGAGAUUGUGAAUACCAUCUCUGAUCGGGCUAGUGGCAUGUUCCUAUGGGCUAGGAUUGUCUGGGAUGACUUUCGCCGGGGACUUCUUUGGAACGAGGACAUCAUCCGCCAGAGGUUGGCGAAGAUUAACAAAGGAUCUUCCAGCAUCACCUCCGUGUACGACAAGCUCAUGGACCAGAUUGACCCGUCCGUACAGGACGAAGUCUGGCUCAUACUUUCCAUCCUUUCCAUCGCAGCGCGGCCAAUGAGAAUGGAUGAACUCGCAAUCGUGCUCGGCUUGUCUCAGACAGAUGGCCGGGUUGUUAGAUCGACGGACCUGAGUCGUAUCCAGGGUCUGGAGAACGUUAUCGCGGAGAAUCUCCCCGACAUCACCACCUUUCACGAUGAUCACACUGUCUCGUUUUCCCAUUUUUCGUUCGAGGAAUAUCUCCGCACUACUUGGAAACAGAAACACCCUGAAAUACUCACCAAGGCAGAACGGGUGAUAAAAUACCCGUUCUUGGCGUACUCGAGAGCGUAUUUGUAUCAUCACCUACGCAAGAUGCCCCCGGACGACUCGCUUUGGCUUCUCUUCGCUGACCUUGCCGGAAAAUCCGGCCCGUUUUAUUGCGGGCUGCUCGGGGAUGAACUUGUCUGGAUAAUGACUGACAGAUACUCUCGGACCAGCGGUUCCCCUCUGCUAGCAGUCCUUGACAUCAAUUCGGUUAAAUUUCCCGUCAUGGAAACACUGAUCCGUAAUUUUGCGGCCCAUGGGUAUGACAUGAAUGAGUUCUGGCAGGGACCAAGUAACGAGGGCGGCCCUCUCUAUCGGUGUUGCUGGGCGCUCAGUGCUUGGCCAGCAUUUGGUGACAUAGCCAUCUUGUUGUUGAGACUCGGGGCGGAUCCCCGGCUCCCCAGGGGCAAGUUCAAGUCGGGCCUCGAGUAUGUUGUGGAAGCAGGGAGAUGGGAUGUUUUUGAUGUCAUGGUCAGCCACCCGAGGUUCGAUGCCGCCCAGCAGGACGGCCGAGGCCGGUGUCUAGUGCACUACCUAGUCGGCCAUGCCACCUCUGAGAGACUCGAGCGACUCCUAGAGGACGUCUCGGUCGAUCCCAACAUUCAAGACAGCGCUGGCGAUACUCCCAUACACCUGGCUGCCUCGGCUGGGAACACAGCCAUGGUCCGGGCGCUCCUGAAUGUGCCUGGGAUCAGGCUCGACUUGACGGAUAGUCACGGCCGAACCCCCCUCGGCAUCACUACUUACUGGGGCAUGCAGAGCACGGCACUAUGCUUCCUCGAACACAGCCAAGCAUUUCCAAUCCCCGAAGAGGGCCAGCUGAGCGCUCUCUGCUUUGCCGCAAAACACGGCGACCGUGACUUAUGUCUCCGACUUCUCGAGAAAUGCCACUACGAACACCUGCAUCUCCAUGUCGACGCGUCCGGGAAAGGCAUCCUUCAUCUCACAGCCAUGAAUGACUGGAGCGACAUCCUCCACCAAUGUCUGAGGAAAGGCGAUGCCAACCUCAACGUCAACCACAUCGACCACUCCGGCGGCACCGCGCUACACGCAGCAGCGCGGCUAGGCAACACCGCGAGCUGCCGGGUCCUCGUAGAGCACGGGGCCAACUUACAACUCCAAGACCGGCUCGGCCGAACCGCGGCCCAAGUCGUGGCCGACGCGGGAUUCCGGGAUACGAUCAUGGUCUUGCUCCGAAGCGGUCGCGUAGACCCGAACCAGCGAGACCAUCAGGGAAGGAAUCUCGUACACUGGGCAGCCACCUUGGAUUGUGUCGAUGUGAUGGAACUCGUUCUGGCCGCUCCGGGCGUUGAGUUGGCCCGUCAUGACAGUAACGGGGCGAUGCCUAUUGAUAUCGCAAAGCGAUGCAUGUCAGCCAGGGUUGGGAAGUAUCUGGGCCGGCAAAUGCAGCGCCGCGGCAUAGAGCUUCCCUAUUGGUGCGUGGGAUUCAGAUGGGAUAUGCUGUACAACAGCCCGGAGGUGGAAGCCGAGGAAGAACGUGAAUACAAAGGGGCGGAGCCAUUUGGCUCAGGAGGCUGGCUCCCCAAACAGCAGAACGGUCUUGCGGAAUGGACAGAGGUCCAUAGGAAGUACCCGGAGGAGUUGUGGGGACUUUGCGUCGUUUCAAGUCAACGUCGGGAAAGGGACUCCGAUUGA
Dichotomopilus funicola is the source of this 3798-nucleotide messenger RNA. RefSeq lists its product as uncharacterized. The coding region runs from base 1 to 3798 and encodes 1265 amino acids. The transcript is spliced from 5 exons. Lineage: Eukaryota; Fungi; Ascomycota; Sordariomycetes; Sordariales; Chaetomiaceae. The record is from RefSeq and is a predicted model, not a curated record. Gene Ontology annotation, molecular function: protein binding.